This is a messenger RNA of Neoarthrinium moseri, 1368 nucleotides long. RefSeq lists its product as uncharacterized. The transcript has 6 exons. The record is from RefSeq and is a predicted model, not a curated record. Gene Ontology annotation, biological process: poly(A)+ mRNA export from nucleus; transcription elongation by RNA polymerase II; post-transcriptional tethering of RNA polymerase II gene DNA at nuclear periphery. The coding region runs from base 1 to 1368 and encodes 455 amino acids. Gene Ontology annotation, molecular function: RNA binding; double-stranded DNA binding. Gene Ontology annotation, cellular component: transcription export complex 2. NCBI's taxonomy places the organism in Eukaryota, Fungi, Ascomycota, Sordariomycetes, Amphisphaeriales, Apiosporaceae.
AUGGAUGCCCUCAUCAAAGAGUUUAGGGCCGCCUAUGCUGCAGAGCGAGGCAAUGACCUGGCCAAAACACUAACCCCAGAUCUGACAGAGUCGCCGGACAGGCUGCUGGCAAUAUGGAACAGCGGCGGGCCUCAGUCUAUCAAGGACGAUUUGAAGUUCCUCUUCGUCCGCGACAAGUCAGCACAGCUGAGGAUGUCCCGUGAGGAGGGCGAAGGUUGGCAGGAGAUCUACUUCACCUAUUGGAAGGCUCUGGGUGAAAUCUUGGCCGUGGAAGGUCGCAGGAAAGAUGGUGCCAAGUCUUCCUGGACAAAGGUGUAUGAGGCAUGGAAAGAAUUCACAUCGCAGAUUAUCCGCGGCUACACCAAUCAUGACUUUGAGAACUGGACCAUUCCUUGUCUGUAUGUUGCUGGUCGAUAUAUGAGACUGUAUGCCAUACGCGCAGACGCAGAGCGGUCCGCCAAUGGCGGUGCUGACGAUGCCGUCACCAACUUUCAGGACGACUUUGAUCCCGAGACGGAGAAGCAUAAAUCGUUAGAGGACUGUGCCAGACAGCUCAACCGUAUCUUCAACACUUGUUUGAGCGACAGGGCACCUUUAGCAGAGUCGCGGAAAUGGGGCAUUUACUAUGCAAUCAACCUUCUAUUCAAGACAUACUUCAAGCUGAAUUCGGCGUCUUUGUCAAAAAACGUACUGAAGGUCUUGUCCGCUGGGCGGGGUGACAUGCCCGACUUUGACAGCUUUCCCAAAUCACAACGGGUGACGUUCAAGUAUUACGAAGGAGUCCUCGCCUUCCUUGAAGAGAACUACGUAGAGGCCGAGAAACACCUGACAUUGGCAUGGCAGAUGUGCCACAGGGACGCCACCCGGAAUCUCGAGCUCAUCCUGACCUAUCUGAUUCCGUGCCACCUGUUGACUACGCAUACUCUUCCGAGCGCAAAAUUAUUAGAACCAUUCCCACGACUACAGAAACUGUUUCUCAAACUAGCCGUCGCCAUCAAGGAAGGCGACUUGCGUGCUUUCGACCAAGCACUCACCGAUGGCGAAGAUGAGUUUGUCAAACGACGAAUCUACUUGACGCUCGAGCGGGGGCGUGACAUCGCACUGCGGAACCUGCUACGCAAGGUCUUUCUUGCGGGGGGGUUCGCCGAAGCCAAAGAGGGAGAGGCCCCCGUGCGCAGGACCAGAGUGCCAGUUGCUGAGUUUUCAGCGGCUAUGAAGCUGAGCGGCGGCGAGGAGUUGGACGCCGAUGAGGUCGAGUGCCUAUUGGCUAAUAUGAUCUACAAGAAUCUCAUGAAGGGUUACAUCGCGCACGAGCGCGGCAUUGUAGUCUUGAGCAAGAACGGCGCAUUCCCUGGAACAGGCGUGUGA